UUGGCGGAGUCUGCUCUGUGUUGACAAGCAUUAUGCACUAGUCCACAAGAGAAGUAAAUGGUGGUUUAUCACCGCCUAAGGAUUGGUACAAUGUAAGCAUCACGCUCCCACAUCUGAGGUUUUACUCCCAAAAAUGCAAGUUUGCAUGUGCUCUUGUAAUGCUCAAGUUAUGUGAACAAACUGAUGAAAACUCAGAAGCCAAGGCUCUGGUUUAUGAAAUUGUCCCAUAUUGAUAUCAUUGGAGCCUUCACAACAGCACAAUGCAGUUUAGACAGAAAGUCGAAUUAUCACUGCUGAGCGACUUGGCACCGCUGACAGUUGAAUACGCCAGUCAACACUAAGACGAUAACACCAUUAACCAAUCACCAUCAAGGUCGUCCACCAUCAGCUAAUCAGUGUCGAGUUAAUACACCGCCAGCCAAUCAGUGCCAAGGCCCCAAGUUGGGGAGUCCUGCACGACCUCGCUCCAUGAUCAGGACGUAGAGGUCACUUAGCGAGGCUUCACUUUGACCGGGGACACACACACACCUGGGUCAUCGUCACAAGAUCACACUGCUUCAGGGUCACGCCUAAUCCCGAGGUAGUGACACUUCUUCAGGAAUUACACCCUCCCCCCCCUCCCAAGGUCACACUUCGAGGCCCACACAUCAUUGAAGACGCUCGAGGCCCACGCAAGUCGACCCCCCCCCACCCACGUCUAGGAUGGCCCACACCCAUAGUCUGCUGCUCCUGCUGGUGGGCGUCGCCGUCUCGUCCCUGGGUCACACUCGGACGUCCCCUGCUGAGAUGGUCGCGCAGUCAGGCCACGUCCAAGGUGACGCAACUCUGGGCCGCGAACCACAGCCCAGUCUAGACAUGAAAACAAACCAUACACAGACCAGCCCAGACCACAGAUUAAACCGUGUAAAACCCAGCCCAAACCUCACGACGAAUCACACACAGCAGACCAGCACAGAUCACAGAAUGAGUCACACACGCUCUAACCCGAUUCUAAGACCACCACUACCACUCAUACCGCCCAGUACCCAGGAGGACGGCUCAAUAGAGCUCUCUAAGGACGCCUUCAGGAGCCGGACGUCCUCACAGCCUCGCCGGAGGGAUACCAGCAGCAGCGGCGACCCUGGGCCACACCCUCAGGGAAGUGAUGGUGAUGGCGGCAACGUAGACAACGUUUUGGCUGCUCUGGUUGGCUACUCGAGGGAUCCUGAACUAUGGCGCUUCGUCCACAGUGUAGUAGAUGAGCUGGACUACAGUCGGAGGGCAAGGAGCAAAGUGCCAAUCCGAAGUCGCCUGCCAGCCCUCCAUCUUUCACCCUCCAGGGGCCGCAGGUGGAGGGCCGCUCCCGUUGAUCAAAACAAGUCUCCCAAGAACUGGAUGAACGAAAGCCAGUCAAUCAAAAUUAGCAGUGGAGAUGAUGGAGGAGGGGGGAAUGUAGAAGAUAUAGGAGAGGGAAUGACCAGCUCAGCACCACCCCAGCUGCUACCACCACCAACACACCUCAUCUCUGAGGACCAUUUUGACUUACUGGAGAGGACGCAGCAGCCUGGCCAUCACUACAAUACCUCAUCAGACACCCGAACACUGGCACACCAAGAUAAUAACACCAUUACAGUGGACCCUUCAACGCGACCUCCACACUUUAUAUUCCAUAAGGUUUAUGUUGAAGCAAAUUACAAUGGUCGUGGUAGGCAACCAUAUCGCCGCCCAGUCUUGGCAGUCAUGGCAGUUAGCAAUGACAGGACAUCUGCCAUAGCUACUACCAAAGACAAGGACAGUGAUAUAGCAGCCUCCAUGGAUAUUAUAACAUAUCAUUUAGCAACUGACAGCACAAAAGAACUCCCAGACAAGUCUGAAAUGCUCUCUGUCACUCAAAAAAAUAUAUCUGAGCUUUCUGAUGAGGAUAUUGAAUCCGUGGAGCAGAUAAAAAUGGAGAAUACCCCAGAUGAUAUCCCAGAGUUUUGGAAGAAGAUGCAACGCAGGAAUCACAACAAAAAUCGCUUUGCAUACAAGGCACGAAAAUUAUACUCAUUUAAGAAUCAAAUUAAAUUCCUCCAGCGGUGGGAACAGAAACUGUGGCGUCGAAGUCAACGUAGAUCACCAUAGCAACUACUUAACUAGCCAAGCUCUAACCCUAGAGCCCCCCCACACGCAUCCUUCCAGCACACUUACCAUCAUGUUGAUGUAUACACAGCACUCUGAACUUUGCUCUCCAUCUGGGUCAUCUCAUGUUUUACAGAGGACUCUCAUCCAAAAGAUCAUCACAUCCCUACUUGCCCUGCCUUUGGAAUAUCCAGCAUCAAGCACAACACAGCCCCAUAUAGCUUAAUCAUAUCAGUCAUAUCUUCAGAAUAUACUUAGUUUUUUAGAGCUUUCGUAAAUAAUAUAGCUAGGAUCUGAUGAUGUGAGUCUAAUUUCUAAAUAAUACAAGAAAUAGUGCACUGUAAUUAUUACACAGGUUCUUUUGUAAAAAGAAAUAAAACCCAUUAAUAUAGAAUGAUUGUUGGAUGCUGGUAACAGUGAGCAGAGCCUGCAAGUUAAAUUUUUAUAUUAGUAUGAUCUGCCUCCCCACACACACUUUUGAUUGUUAUUGACAGCUCAGGUCACUCCCGACUGCUUCACUUAAAACUUUCAUGAUUAUUUAAAUGUCUUAAUGACUACCGUAAGUGUUCUCAUGGUUUGUUAACUCCGAGUGAAGAUUUUCUCUUAGAUUGUGACUUAUCCGAUGCUUAAGCAAUACUUUUACUUUUUACAUUUAUCCUCUUUGCCACUGAUUGGCUCAUUAACCACUUGGGCAGUUGGUCACAUUUCUGUUACACACUGUUGGCAAGUACUGGCUCCUGAAUGUAUCUGUCCCUGCUCCAGUGUUGUUCAAGUCUGGUCUUGAAAGAGCUCACAAUCUGGCAGAUUGCUCCAAGAGUACAAUUCUCACUCCAAAAAAGUUUGCCCUCACAGUUUUCUGGACUUGUAACUUCUUCAACCUUGAGCUGUGACCUCUAGUGGGGUGGGCAUCUGCCAGCUCCAGGUAUGGACACUUAACUGAGUAAGUGCCCUCCGAGAUGUUUAUAACCUCAAUUCGGUCACCCCUUGCCUAUUUAUUGUAUAAACUAGGUAGUUGCAAGCUCUCCAAUCUCUCUGGGUAACUGAGGUUCUAUAGAGCAGGCACCAGUCUGGUGGCCCUCCUUUGGAAAUUUUCAAUUGACAUUCUCUAGCAUAUCUCGGAACCAGACACGGUGACAGCAUCUUACUCUUGAAGAUUGUUACGAGGGACAAACCGCCGUCUAUAUAUUUGAACAACCUUCUUAUAAGACCUACUAGUUUAGUUGUUUGAUUCACCUUCCCAAAAUGGCCCGAGAACUUCAGUUCGUUGUCAACAUACACACCCAGGUCAAUGAUAUUGAACUACCUCAACAUAGUUUCUCUCACAAUUUCAAGGAAAUUUUUUUUUUUACAUUUUAUGUAAUAAGUUCAUGGUGGUCAUUGGUUUAUUUUAUAUUUAUAAGAGUUGACAAUAAAAGGCAAUAUUUCAUAUGUUAUUUCCAGUAUCUUAAGCUGGCAUAUAAGGUAAAUUAACCCAAAAGUUUUAGGUUAUUAUGUUACACCAGAUCAAAGGAUAUCAUGGGUAUGUUUCCUAUGUUCAUAUAACAAUAUAGAAGUAGCUUCUGCAUCUUGCAGGAGAUGAAAUGUCUUGUCAACAAUAAUUACAGUACAGUAUAUAUAUAAAUAAAAGCCUAGGCCUAUGGUCCCUUAGAGAUCAAGUUCAUGGUUAUGUUGUAGUCUGUGAUGCCAACUUUGAAUGAGAACUUACAGCACUAGUGUGAUAAAAGAGUGAUGAAAGAAAACAUUUCCCUGGUAGAGAUUUAGGCAUGUCCAGCAUAUGAAAAGUGAUUUAGUGAAAUUGUAUUUCUAAAUUCUAAAACCCUUUUAGAUUCUCAUUAUUACCUUGUUUAGUGUACUGAAGUUCAGUUAGGCCCAGAGAGUGACAUGUGUUUUGAACCAGAGCCCCUAUAAAAUAGUUAUUUUAGAAGUGAAUAGCAGAUGUGUCCUGUUGUUUGGAAAAAAAAAAAUGAGCCGCAUGUCAAAUACAAGUCUUGGCACAGCCCCAGCUCACCAAGUCGUCACCCAGAAUUAAUAUAAAAAGUACUUCUUCACACAGAGUGGUAGACCUUUGGAAUACAGUAGUCUACUAGUUGAAGCCAUGGAAGUAAAAACAUUACUGGAAUUCAAAAUGUCCCUGAACAAGACUACAGUAUCAAGAACAAUCGAGAGAUCCUACACAAGCCAUUAACCUCCUUCCCAAGUCAGGGCCACCUCUAGUUGUGGUGGCUGUUAGGUAAGUUUUCUUGAAGUUGAAAAGAGUGAUUGCUGUUGAGAUAAGGAAGGCCAGACAGUGCUCAGCAUCAGGUAUGAUUUAUAACUGCUAUCAGAUUUGUUAUUAAUUUCUCAAGUUCCAUUAGGGAAUAAACAGCAACACUGCUGAAUUGUGAUAAGGAGAAAGAGGAACCCUGUGAUUGGU
Messenger RNA from Homarus americanus (American lobster), 4513 nucleotides. RefSeq lists its product as uncharacterized. The record is from RefSeq and is a predicted model, not a curated record. The coding region runs from base 703 to 2103 and encodes 466 amino acids. NCBI's taxonomy places the organism in Eukaryota, Metazoa, Arthropoda, Malacostraca, Decapoda, Nephropidae. The transcript has 10 exons.